GGGCGGAGAGGGAGGAAAACUUCUUCCUGGCCUGGGCUCCCGGCCGCUCCGUCUGCCAGCCCUGCGGUCCCGCCCACCGGCGCCUCCCCCGGCUCCCCAGUGUCCGCCAUGGCCAAAGCCUACGACCACCUCUUCAAGUUGCUGCUCAUCGGGGACUCGGGGGUGGGCAAGACUUGUCUGAUCAUUCGCUUUGCAGAGGACAGCUUCAACAACACCUACAUCUCCACCAUCGGAAUUGACUUCAAGAUCCGCACUGUGGAUGUAGAGGGGAAGAAGAUCAAAUUGCAGGUCUGGGAUACAGCUGGCCAAGAGCGAUUCAAGACGAUAACCACUGCCUAUUACCGUGGAGCCAUGGGCAUUAUCCUAGUAUAUGACAUCACAGAUGAGAAAUCCUUCGAGAAUAUUCAGAACUGGAUGAAAAGCAUCAAAGAGAAUGCCUCUGCUGGGGUAGAACGCCUGCUGCUGGGGAACAAGUGUGACAUGGAGGCCAAGAGGAAGGUGCAGAAGGAGCAGGCUGUCAAGCUGGCUCGGGAGCAUGGGAUCCGAUUCUUCGAGACAAGUGCCAAAUCCAGCACAAAUGUGGAUGAGGCUUUCAGUUCCCUGGCCCGGGACAUCUUGCUCAAGUCAGGAGGCCGGAGACCGGCAGUCCCAGCAUUUCGCAGCCGUGACCUGGAACCUCCCGGCGGCUGCCGUGUAGGCGCUCCGACGGAGGCACAAGGCCAGUCAAGCAAGUCCCUCCGUCCCGGCCCGCGCGACACCGAGCACUCCAUGCCUGCGGGCGGACAGAGGCGGGGCCUCCCCCAGGGCAGCCACCUCUGUUGGUUGCUCUGCUUUUUCACCUUAAAGCUCUGCCAAGCCGAGGCUCCUGUGCGGGCGGAGCAGCUGUCAGUGAGCACCUCAAAUUUGCCGUGCUGGCUGGUGGAAGAAUUUGUGGUGGCGGAAGAAUGUGCUCAGUGUUCUAAUUUCCAGGCUAAAACCACCCCUGAAUGUGGUUCCACAGGGUAUGUGGAGAAAAUCACAUGCAGCUCAUCUAAGAGGAGUGAAUUCAAAAGCUGCCGCUCAGCUCUGAUGGAACAACACUUAUUCUGGAAAUUUGAAGGGGCCAUUGUGGGUGUGGCCUUGGUCUUCGCUUGCCUUGUCAUCGUUCGUCAGCGACAGCUGGACAGAAAAGCUCUGGAAAAGGUCCGGAAGCAAAUCGAGUCCAUAUAGCUACCUUCCACUCUUUGAUAGGGGUCUUAGGGAUUGUACCUCGAACACAGACAGUAGAAUGAACGGACUUGUGCCCUUCAUUCUUGGGAAGUUGUGGUGGCACCUCCUUUUCUGUCUCUUGUCUAGAUCAUUAACGAGCCAAGUAUAGAAUAGUUUUCUUCUCUAUUAUAAUUUGGUUUGGGACAGGAAGUUCUGGUGGCAGAAAUGGAAUAGCAACUUUAGGCCCCAGUUUACCAACUACCUAUCUUCCCCUUUUUCUGGUACUUAUUUAAAAUUUUCAGGAUAUAAUUUCAGCAAAAAAGUUUUAUUUCUCAGACAAAACCUCUGUUUCCCCCAACCCUAACCCCAAAGAAAAAAUAAAAUUGCAGAUGUGUAACA
Neomonachus schauinslandi (Hawaiian monk seal) is the source of this 1587-nucleotide messenger RNA. RefSeq names its product ras-related protein Rab-13. Lineage: Eukaryota; Metazoa; Chordata; Mammalia; Carnivora; Phocidae. The transcript has 12 exons. Gene Ontology annotation, biological process: protein localization to plasma membrane; regulation of exocytosis; mitotic cytokinesis. The coding region runs from base 109 to 1209 and encodes 366 amino acids. Gene Ontology annotation, cellular component: synaptic vesicle; trans-Golgi network transport vesicle; endosome. Gene Ontology annotation, molecular function: GTP binding; GTPase activity. The record is from RefSeq and is a predicted model, not a curated record.